This is a messenger RNA of Caenorhabditis angaria, 12088 nucleotides long. The record is from the annotation of a GenBank genome assembly. NCBI's taxonomy places the organism in Eukaryota, Metazoa, Nematoda, Chromadorea, Rhabditida, Rhabditidae.
UUGGAUGCAUUCAAAGCGGUGCCAGAGUCGGAUGACACCGCCGGGGAUGCAAUUGGUCCGACAGAAAAGAUGUCAAUUGCUGGUGAAUCAUCCCCAAUUGAUGACACAGAAGAUGUGCUUAGAAAAAGAAGUGCUUCUCCCAGUGAAGCUUCAUGGGUUCAACCAUCAAAGGUUUGUAUGAUCUUGAUUCUGAAUUUAUGUAAUCACAUUUUUUUAGAAGUUUUGUACCGAUGCUGUGAAUGUUGAUGAAUGGGUCAAUACAACAUCUGAUGCUACACUUCCUGAUGUUACACUUAUGUAUAGAGAAAAUCAUGGUAUAUUGAUACAAAUGGGGUAAGAUUGCAUUAUUAAAGAAAUAAAUAAACAACUAUUGAGAAAUAUAAUUUUUUAGUUUCGAAUUAGAAGAAAUCGAUCUCGCUCUCCGAUUAGCCAAUAACGAAUUGGAAAAAUCUGUUCAGUAUUUAACAAGAGAAUUAGCGGGUUUAGACAAUUCCAAAGCAUCAUCAUCAACUUCUGCACCAGUCCCACAAUGUGACAAUAAUCGUUCACUUUUCAAUGCUUUGGUUCCGGAAGCAAUGGUAAAUCAAAUUUAUGUUGAAAGUGAUGAAGGAGAAGAAAAUGAUAAUGAUAUUGUAUGGAAUUUGGAAGAUGUCAAACGUGUUCGUGCAUUGCUCGAAAAAUACAAACGUUACAUUUUCUAUCGCAAAAAUGGUUCAUUGUCAAGAUGUCUUACAGCAGCUCGAAAUAUUUUGAUACAAAAAGCUGAAGGAUGGUCAGAGUGUGUCAAUUUUGUCGAUGAAAUUUUGUAUUUUGUGAUAACUCGUCACGUAAAUCCAACAGAAUUUGUUUUUAUCGGCGAUCAAGAACUUGGACUUAUCGAAGAACUAUAUCAUGCUGUUAUUCCUGUUCUUUGUCUUCGAUUGAAAUAUUCACCGAUUAAUGUCAAGAUUUGUCUGAUUGUUGAUGAAAUGUUCAACUGUCGCAACAAAUUUUUCACAGCUUCAUCUGCGUUAAUGAAUAAUGAACGUAUUUUCCAUCCACCAAAUUGGUGUGAUCUUUCUUUGAUUGAUAAAUUGGAAAACAAGGAAUUGUAUGCGGUAAGUUGUUUAUUUUUUUAUCACAAUCUUUUGAAUUUGUUUUUAUAGGAAUUAAUCGACGAAUUUGUUCAAACAAUAAUUCCAUGCGUUGAUAAUCGAUUGGAGCUUUCACCCGAUGAUACUUUCACUUUUCAAGAUUUAUUAUUUCUUCUUCGCUCACUCAAUACAGUUACUGGUUUCAUAGAAAAAGCAAAUAUAGGCUUUCUAGAUAAAGUUGAAUAUUGGGUUACACAAGCAUUGAGAAGAAUUGGAACUGUAACAGAUAAAGAAAUAAGAGAUUCAACUGUUCGACGACAAGGAAUGGAAAUUUUGAGUGAAGUUGUUAUCAUGUGCGAGAGAUUUCAAUUUGAUGUAUUUGCACAUACACAAGAAGCUCGAAUGGAAUUUUUGAAAAGAUGGAUUAAAUGCCCACAAAUCGAAUGCCAAUUAUCUGCUUAUGAUGAAUUGGGAAGACUUGCAAGUCAAGUUACGCGAACUCGUCCAAGAGUUCAUGUUUCGGAAAGUUAUUUGAAAAGAUGGCUGAACGACAAUAAAGUAUUGCAAGUUCUUUUGACUGGAAAUAUGGAUUCUCCUGUUUAUGUUGAAAAGAUAACACCUCUUCUACAAUUUAUGACUCCAGAAAUGACUUUUGAAGAUCUCAGUGAGUUUUUUUUCUUCUUUAAAUUUUAUUUACAUUUAUUGAUACAUUUUUUAUUCAGAAUUUGUUUGGUCAUUGCGAAAAGGUAGAAUGGGUGUCAGUUUUGAGAAUUUCAACAAAAUCAUGAAUUUAUUCGUGAAAUCUUUGAAUAGUGAUCAAAUUGAAUGGCUUAUUGAACUUUUCAAAAAAAGUUUUCGGACAAGAGAAUCUCGAAUGUUUGAAUCAAUUUAUAAUUUCUGCCAUUUUCUUGCAAUACAACAGGAUCGAAAUGAUGAAAUCAAAUUGAGAGUAAGUCGAAGUGAAAUCUGAGAAUAGCCUCCCGUUGUCACUUCAAAUUCACACAAGUCAUACGAUAUGGUAACUUUUUUCAUAGUUAGAAAUGUUGGUGAAAACAUAAAAUUGGGCUGACACGUAGAAACAAAGAAAUGAUAUUGGCGUGAUCAUAAUUAUUUUGAGUCCUCAUUUCUAUUUAUUAUGGACUUAGUAUACAGUGAAGGCAUAUUCUGAAAGUCACCCAAAAAGCAGAUAUUUCAUUUUUAUAAUUUUCAGAUGUGCAACACAAUUUGGGAACUGAUUGCAAUAAGUCGUGGUCCUCCAUUGAGUUGUCCAACAAAAUCAAUCGAACUUGGAAUCAGAAAACAUUGCGAUUUAUUGAAUUCAAUGAGUGAAAAACAUGAAAGAGAUACAUUUGUAAUGAAUAUUAUUGAAAGAAUGCAAUAUGAUGAUGGUUUUAACGAAAUCAAUGUGGUUUAUUUGAAUAUUAUGCUUGAGAAAUUGAAACGAAUUUAUGUUCCAAAGAGAACCAUUGGUAUGAUACUCAAAAAUGAAAAUAUAUUUCGAGAAAUUCAUUUAUUUCAGAUCGAACCGAAGAAUUAACAUUGAAAGCAAGCAGACUACGCGAAAACCUCAGAAAUAUGCGUCUUUUCGAUAAUUUAUUCGAUAGACUCGAAAAUGUUCGAAGAAUUGCUCAUGAAGCAUUUGAUUCUUCUUUAUUGAAUCAAUUGAUUGCUCAAGGAAAUGAUUCAAUGUCAAAUGCUGUCUUUGAAUGUUAGUUGUCUAUUUUUAAUUGGAAAAUAAUAUUAUGUUUUUUUUUUAUUUUCAGCCACAAGUGAUCCAUUUGGAAUCAAUAUUGACAAUAUAUUAACAGUUCCAAUUUAUGGAUGUUCUGAUUAUGGAUUUAUUAUGCAAAAUACGCUCAAAUUGAUGUGUUGGUUGAGUGAUAAUUACGUAAGUCCCUAUUUCAAAUCUCUUUCAAGGAUCUUGCCAUAAUUAUUGUAUUUUUUAGGCCACUGAAAUUUCGAUUGAUUUCAUCGAAAGAUUAUUUGAAGUAUUCAUUAAUCCGACAGAUGCAACAGAAAAUGAAAAAACUGAGAUUUUCAAUUGGCUGACUGAAUUGAAAAUCGAAGUAAUGCCAGAAGAAGUUUCGAGAAGAGUUCUAUCAUUGUUGUGUGAUUUGGAUGUCAAUAAUGUUCAUAUAAGUGCGUUGCAAUGUUUUUCAAAAUAUUUGGAGGAUAUGCCAAUUACAACAAAUGAAAAUGAUCAUACACCAAUCGAAGGGCAUAUUAUGCAGGUUUGAUUUUCAGUUAGCCCAGAGAAAAACAUUGUUUCCAAAAAAUAUUUUUUUUCAGACAAUGAAUGAUUGCAAAUUCCUUCUAUGGAAACUUAUUUUGUUCAACGAAGCUGAAGAUGUUGUCACAAAAUGUAUUGAAACAUUUUGCGAAAGAGAAGUUAUUUCGGUUGAUUCUCCAAAAUAUUUAAAAUUGAACACAUUGCAUUUUCUGUCGAUUUUUGCAUAUUAUAUGGAUCAAUUGAAAGCGUUAGUUUUUCGAUAAUUUUUUUGCCAUAUUUUUGAGAAAAUUAUUUUUAUAGUGAAUUGUUCAAACGAGCUGGAAAACCAAAUCCGCCAUCUACUUAUGAUAAAAAAGAAAUUGAUAUCAAUGAUGAAGAAGUUAAACAAUAUGAAAUUCCAUUAGAUGAAAAAUUGACAGAAACUGUUUCACGAGCAAUUGAUCGACUCAUUCGAUUUUUGACAAGAUUUAUCGAACAUGGAAAUGAGAAAAAUAAUGUAAAUUUUUCAAUUCUGAAAUGUUUUUUUUUCAAUAUUCAAUUUGCAGAUGAUUCGACAAUUUCCAAGUCAUUCUUCCUCAAUUUCCGGUCAUACUGUGACCAUUUCAAUUGAAUUGAAAUCAGAUGAAGAAGGUGCUGCUGAUUUAUCGAGUUGGAAAAGAAUGGUUUGUGAUUCGAGUUCAACAAUUGGAGAAUUGAAAAUCAGAUUGGCAAAGCGCUUAUAUUUUCAUGAGACAAUUUGUGAUUUUUCUGUGCAUCGUAGAGAAGACGAUUUGACAAUGCAAGAAACACCAUUGAAAUAUGAUUAUAUGACAUUGCAAGCUGCGAAAUUGGCUUCUGAAACUGAUUCGAUUUUUCUAUCAGAGAAGAUUCGUAUUUUGGUUAAGCAAAGGUAAGUUCUGAUUUGCUUUCUGUAAUCAUUUAUUGAAAAUUUAGACGAACAACCAAUCGAAAAACAGAAAAAGCAAUUCAUGAGUUAUUUUUACCAGCGGCGAUUGUUUCAAACUGCAAUGUAAGUUUUCGUUUUCUAUUCAAAGGUUUUCAUAUAAUUUUGUUGUUUUUUUUUCAGUUUUAUGAUUUACUCCAUGAUUUAUCAUCGAUUGGAGAUAAACGCAUUAGAAGUUCGUGUAGAAAGUUGUUGUUAUUAUUGCCAACUCAACCAUCUUUGCUGAAAAAAUUGACUUAUGUGAGUUUUUUUUUAAACGGGUUUUCAUAACAAAAAUAUUGAAAAAAAGAAAAAAUCAAACUCAAAAAUGAAAACAAACAAUUUUUGAAAAUAAAAACCAAAAAAAAAUUUUUUCUCUUUUCAUUUUUUCAUCGUAAAAACCCAGUUUGUUUUCGAAAUGUAAACUGGAGUUUUGUUAGCUUAAACCUAACUUUUAUUAUUUUUCAGGAUAUUCAAAAUGAAUGCGAAUUAUCAGAACAAUGCGAAAAACUAUAUCAUGAAAUGAUUGAUUUGAAUGAUCCAUGUCGAAUGCUUUACUGUCUCGAAGCAAUUAGUUCGAUUAUUUGUUCAACCAAAUGUACUCCAACUUCUUGUGAUGAUGCAAAUGAGCUGGCAACGGCUUUGCUCAAAACAAAUGUUCUCAAAAAAUCUGAUGGAUGAUAUUUUGAAGACACCUCAUCGAAUUCCACUCAAUAAAUGCUCGCAAAAAGAUCGACAUUCGAUUUUCGAGAGAAUUGUUCAGAUUUUACGAGCAAUUUAUGUGGCAAGAAGUGGAAUGACAAAAACAAUUGCAAAUGAGAAACUUGUUCGAUUAGAUAUGCAAAAAACAGCUGAACAAUUAUCGAAAUGUCGUCAAGUACCUCGAUCAAUUGAUGAAUGUGUUGAUUUUAUUUUAGUUCGACAAGACACACUUCCUGAAGAUUUUGCAUAUGUUAUCAAAAGGAAUAACCCAAGUUUGCUAUUCAAUAAUACAGUUUAUUCAUUUGUUCUUAUGAGUCAAUUCGAUCUUCAAUCAUGGGACUCAAAUAGAAUUGUUGAAAUUGUUGGAACAUUAAGAGAUUUUGUAUGGAUUCAUGUUGCAACAGAAUGUGCUACUUCCAAAAAUGUUAUCACAAAAGAAACGAAAGACAAUGAAAAAGAUGCGAUAUUUGCAAGUCAAUUAAUUCAAUCAACAACAACUAUCAAAAAUGAUCGAUGGGAAGAUGAGGCGAAAUUAGUAAUUGUCAAAAAAGUAUUAUCCACAAUUCGACAUAUUGUUUGUGAAUGGGUAAAGUUGAAAGGACAAGAGGAAACAAAUAUUGUGGUACUUUUGUGUAAUAUGUUUAUGGCUUCUGAUUGGACUAGCUUUUUUGGAGAUGUUCUUGUUAAUUCAACUCAAGAAGGAUAUCGAAAAUAUGUUCAAGAAAUGUUGGUAAAAAUGACGAAGGAAAACAAUCAAAUUAUGUGUAUGGUAUUGAAAAUGCUGUUCGAUUUAUAUACAAAGUUACCACUCAAAAAAGAACAUACUGCUGAUUUGAGUAAGUUCAUUUUUUAAUCGAAUUUAUUUUUAAAUAAAUCUAAAAAUGGUUUAUUUCAGAUGAUCUUCAACGUCGCCAAAGAUUGAAUUGUGAUGGAUUGAUUCAAACAAUUUGUGAGAUAUUUCUCAAUGAAAAGAAUAUUUAUCGAAAAACUUUUCAACCAAGAGAAGAUGUUGAUUGGUCGAGAGUUGGAUAUUCUGCGAUCACAAUUGUUACCGAACAAAUCAAGAGUUUGAUGGAUUACAAUCCACGAUUCAGCACUUUGAGUUUUGAACUUCAAAAGACUGAAAUUUCGUAUGCAUCAGCAAAAAUGAAAUUGAUAACCUGUUUGUUGCCAUAUUGCACACAAGAACAAAUUGAAAAUAUAUCCACUGAUUUUUUGACAACUGUUAUCAAGAAGUUUUUGUUCCCCGAACAACCGGAUAUCAAAGAGUUUUUGUUUGAAGAAGAAAGUCGAAGAUGGGAAAAUUAUUGUCGAGAAUCGGCGAUUUGUGCUAUUAAUAUGUUCUGCGAAAGAAGUUAUAAAAAUAUGUAUCAUGUUUUUGCAUUGAUGGAACCGAUUUUGACUGCACACAAAACCUAUGAUUUCACUUACAGAGUUGGUUUUUUUUUUGCUGAAAUUUGAAAAAUAAAAAAAAAUGUUAAUUUUCAGCAAAUAACUCGAUCAAAAGCAUAUGAUCAAGUUGGUCUAAAAAAUGACGGUGGAACUUGUUAUAUGAAUGCAACAAUACAACAAUUAGUUCAUGUUCCUGGAUUGGCUCAAAAAUUGAUAUCUUUCAAAAACAUUGAUCCCUCUUUGAAAUGGGAUGAAAAUAGAGCUGCUCUUCUUGUUGAACUUCAAAAAGUGUUUGCUCAAUUAACAUUUUCAAGAGCUCAAGCUUGUGUUCCAUCUGGAUUAUGGAGAGAAUUUCGAUUUGAACCCGAUGUUCCUUUGAAUACAAAACAACAUCACGAUGCUAUUGAUUUUUAUAGUAUUUUGUUAGAUCGAUGUGACAAUGUUAUCAAGGUAAGCUUUUAUUUCAUUUUAAAAAUGGAGCUAGAAAUCUCUCAAAAUUAUAACAUAUUCACAGCUAAUUCUAUAAAUAAAAUUUUCCAGAAACUCGAACUUCCUCCACUUUUUCCAAGACAAAUUUUUCGGAAAAUACAGUUACGAAAAAAUCUGUUAUGGUUGUUGGCAUCGCUAUAAAAGUCCAGAUGAAGAAUUCAAUUGUAUUUCAUUGGCUUUGAACGGUGAUAAUUUGGAAGAAGCAUUUGAAAACUUUUUGGAAGCUCAUGUUAUGGAAGGAGAAAAUGCAUAUCAUUGUGAAAAAUGCGAUGAAAAGAAAACAACUUUGAAUCGAACAUCAUUUUUGGAACUUCCGACAACAAUGACAAUUCAAUUGAAACGAUUCACUUAUGAUAUGGUUAAUAAUGUGAUCAAAAAAGAUAAUCAAUUCUUUAAGUUUCCAUUUGAAAUUGAUAUGUUACCGUAUAUGACGUCAUCAAGACACGUGGCUGAUGAACAUGUACAAGACUUAUUUGAUGAUAUGUUAUAUGUGGAAAAUGAGCUACCAACAACACCGCCUCGUAAGUUACUUAUUUUAUUCAGACAAACUGAUAUUUCACUGUUUUAAAUUUGUAGAUAAAAAUGAAAAAGGUGAAAAACAUCCAGCAAUGGAACCGUCUUCGGCAAGUCUUCCUGCAAAUGAGUCACCACAAAAGAAACUUUUCCGUCGUCAUCGAUCUUCAACUCUUCGAUUAUCACAAUCAUUUGCUUCGUCUUCAAUUGAUUUAGCUCCACCUCCACCACCGAAACCAAUAAUUUAUGAACUUGUUGGUGUUCUAGCACAUUCUGGAAUAGCAACAGCUGGACAUUAUUAUUCAUUUGUAAAAGAAAGAAGAGAAGAAAUGAGAGAUUCGCCAUCUUAUGGAAAAUGGUAUCAUAUGAAUGAUGCGCUUGCUACACCAAUGAAUUUAUCAACUAUUUCCGAAACUUGGUUUGGUGGAAACUUUUCUUCAGAUACAAGUGAGUUUUUUUUUUGAGAGAAGGAAUCACAGUAAAAUGAAAAUGGGCUAACUUUAACAUGUUAUCUUGCAGUCCCAGUUAUAUAGAAAAUUUAGAAAUGUUUCAUUCGGUAAAAUCUCGCCCGACUCAGUACUUGACAGUUUUUAGUUUUUAUUUAUUUCUAAAUUAUUUUCAGAUACAAAUGAUGAACGUAUACGACAUUGGAAUGCUUAUGUAUUGUAUUAUGAGAAAAAAGUUGAAAAUAAAGAAGUUGUUCCUAUGGAAGUUGAGUAUCAAAAAGUCACAUUUGAUAUGUAAGAAAUAUUUGUUUUUUUUUAAAUCUAAAUGCUUUUCUUUUUUAGUACUGAUGAAUCACCAGUUAUUCCAACUUCGCCGAAAAAAGAAAUAUCAGAGGCACGAAAAUUGCGAAUGAAAAUGUUUGAUGAUUUGGAUGAAAGAUUGAAAUAUUUUUUGAAUGAGGAUAAUUGUCGAUUUUUGAGUGAUCGAGAUUUCUUCUCUUUUGAUUUAUAUCAUAUUUAUGUGAAUUCAUGUCUCCAAUUAUUGAAACGAGAUGAUGCGGUUGAAUAUAAUGUGGAUGAACUCAGUAAGAGUAUGUUCCAUAAGAUUGCGUUCAUGGUAAGAUUUAUCAAAAAAUAUUUUGGAAAACAUAGAUGUGUGUUUUUAGAAUUGUUUCAUUUAUAUUUCAAAAAUGGCUUGGCAAUUGUUCGAGGAUAUUAGACCAAAAGCAUUCCCAAAAAACACAAUUGAAUUGCUCAAAUUAUUAAUGGCUGGAAAUAGUGAUAACAAAAUGAUUUUUAUGUCAUCUUUGGAAGGAAAUGAUAUGGAUGUGAGUUAUAUUUGAAACACACUUUUAAUAUGUAAUUUAAAUUCGUUUUUUAGCUGAUGAAUAGAUUGAUUGAUCAAAGCGAACAGGAUAUCAGACAUGCAUUUUGGAGUUGUUUGAAAUAUGCAAUGAAAUCGUGGUGUUAUGCAAUGGGAAAUUCACCGAAUAAUUCGACUUCAGAUGGAUUGAAAUUUGAACCAAGUCCUGAUUCAACUGAUCUUGAAGAUGAUGAAGAAGAUGAAGACGAAGAAGAUGAAGAAGAGGAAGAUGAAGAUUUGGAUGAUGAAGAUACUGAAUCAGAAAAUGAUAUAAAUCGAAUUGGAUCUGGUGAUGCAAUGAUUACAACAAGAAGAUUGGUUUCGACUCCAACACAACAACAUGCAAUGGAAAUAGCCAAAUUGAAAGCAGUUGUGAAUUCUCAAAAAAAUGUUUUGGAAAAUCAAAAAUCGCCUGUUGAAGGAGCAACUGCUGAUAUGGGAGAUUUUAUGCCAUAUAGAAUGUUUGAUAAUUCGAAUUUGACACAAAAGAAUAUUAUAAGAAGAGCUUGUGUUGUAUUACAGUAAGUUUUUUUGAGAAAAAAUCGAGUGUGACAAAUAAAAGGAGCUUUUGUUUCAGAAUGAAUCGAUUAGAAAGUAGUAAUCGUCAUUUUGCUCGCCACGCUGUCGAUUUUCUCUUGGCAAUUGCUCGCGCAAAUUCAUUUGGAAAUACUCUUCUUCUAACUUGUGGUGCUCUUCCAUGUGUAACUGAUUUUAUGUUCGAAGAUCAUCAAAAUAUUUUUACACAUCUUCGUUUCGCUGAUACUCGUCUUCGACAAAUCAGUUUAUGGCCGAGUUUACCAUCUUUAUAUUUCGAAUUGUUACAUGCACAUUUGGAUAGAUUACAAGCAUCAUAUUUGGAUAAUCAUAUGUCGCCAUGUCAUAUUUUGUGAGUUUUUGGAAAUUGAAAAGUUGAACGCGGAAAUUUGAUGUUUAAAAUCUAUAUUUUUGUAUUACAGAGAUAUGCUCCAAUUAUAUUGUUCAGCUCGAGAUGAUAUGAGCAAUACUGAUAAAAAAUUGACAUGCGAAAAUGUUGGAAAAUUCUGGAGUACUCGAAUCGUCGAUUGUUUCACAACACAAAUCUCAUCACUCGAUGUUCCUGAAUCACAAGAUCGAUGUAAUGAAUAUGUUUCACAAGUUGUUUAUACUGGAUUGAAAGAAAUGUGUGUUUCUGGAUCAUUUCAAGAAGAACAAUGGUCAAAUGUUGUUUUCUUCUAUGUUCAUGUAUGUUUUUUUCAAAUAAUAUUUAUAUCAGACUAUAAAACAGGUUUCAAUUUUGUAGAUCGCUCAUAAUUUAUAUGAUUUUGGAAAUGUUCGUGUUGCUGUCAAAAUCAUCAAAGAACUUUUGCAUGUUGAUUCGAUGGGAGAACAAAGUGUUCAAGGUGGAAUUUUGCUUGAAAUAAUGAAAUGGACGAGAUUUGAUCCAACAAGAGCCAAGAAAAUGUAUGAUGCGCUUUAUUGGCUCCGUUUAAUUGACAAACCGCCAUUUGUUCGAGCCCUUCGAAUUCUCAAUCGAAAAUAUCAAAACUAUAUUUAUCCGGGAUUGAUCAAUAAUAUUGAUUCGGCUAAUCCGGAUGAACAAAUGGAUGAGGAUGAAGAAAUUGAAGAAGGAGAAGAGCAAGAAGAAAAUGAGAUUUUAGAAAAUAUUAGAUUAUCAAAUCAAGAUGAUAGUAUUGAUUUGAUGAUUGGACCACAGCCACUUAAAAGAUCUUGGAAUAGUACUGAUUUGACGUAAGUUGAAAAUGACAGGGGAUUUUUCAUUUUCAAAGAAAUGUUUUGAAUUAAAUUCUCCUUUUGUUUUCAGAACCUAUUUUUCACAAAAACAUAAAUUACGAAAUCCUUUCAAAUACUUGUUUCAAAUGUUUCCAUGGAAAUUAAAUUUGUUUUUUUUCAGAAAUUCGGCUGGAGAUGUUCCAAUAGCAACCGCUCGUGUCACAGGAACCCGCGAAAUAAAUCUAGCGGAUCACCUUGAAGUGUCUGAAAAUAUAGACAAAAAAUCCGGUUAGAAAUAAUUUUAUUCCCCGUGCGUUUUUAUAAUUUAAUCCCGAUCUCCUAUUUAUCUAUUUAUCACUUUAUUUUUAUUUUUCAUCAUUUUAAUUUAAUUUUUAAUUAUUAUGUGUAAAUAUUAUAUCAAAUAGUACAUAUCAUUGGGCGCCUCGUCACCCAAUACAUAAUUUAUCAAUCAAUUGUUGGAAUUGUUUUCCACGUUGUCUUCUUUUUCAUAUGCUCUUUCUUUCCUUUUUUGUGUUUUUUUAUUGCGAUCGUUAGAACAUUUUGUAGUAUACCUGGAUAGGAAAGAAGUUAGGUAUUAUGUUUUAGCCGAAUUCUUUGCCAGCUUUAUCUUUCGUCUUCCUUCAUUUUUUUCGUAUUUUUUUUCACAUUUUUUGUUUGUAAAUAUACUUUUCAAAAACGUUCAUUUUUGCUAUUUUUCAAAAGGUUUUCAAAAACCGUUUUCACAUAUUUUCCUAUAAUCUCAUUUCGAAAAAUCUCAGAAAAUUGGUUGAAUUUACAGACAGAUAUGAUAGAUAUAGGACGAAUUUGUGGAGCAGCAGUUCGAGCUGUUUAUUGGCUGGUAAUGUUGGUGUGCAAUUUUCUAGGCUAUUCGCCACUUUGGGCACAAAUUGCAAUGAAAAAGAAGAAAUUAGAAUAUGACCGAGUCAGGAUACCUAAUCAUUUGGCUGUUUUAUUCACUGAAAAACGAUUGAUCAAAACGGUGAGAUUUCAAGAUUUUUAGCAAAUCAAUCAUGGAGAUAAUUUUUUUCAAUAAAGUUAAUUUUUGUAUGGCGAAAUCCUACUCAAAAUUCAAAUUUUCUCUUUAAAUUUUCCAUUUUUUCAGAAAGAAAUUAUUGAAUUUCUAACAUCUUGUUGUUCUCUCGGAAUUCGAAAUUUAAGUUUAUAUGAUCCAUUUGAUGAUUUGAUUAAUCGGAAGUCUGAAAUGGAAAUUGUUUGUAGAAACUUGGUUCGUUUUUAUACCUCUUCUCCGAAAUCCGAAAAUAUUUUAUUUGCAGCAUUUGGAUUUGAUAAUAGAUGGAAAUAUAAUUAGCGAAAGUUAUUGCUCGAAAAUGUCAGUGCAUUUAUUAUCGAAAAAUAUGGGAAAACCGACACUAGUUGAAGUUUGUAAAAUUGUGAGUUAUUUUUUUUUUAAUUAAAAAAACAAGGAAAAAAUUUUCAGCUUGCCGAAGAUAAAAGUCCAGUAACUGUGGAAAAAAUUGGUCAUAUUUUAGAGACAAAAUAUCGAUUAACAGAUCCGGAAUUUCUACUGCAGGUGAUUUAGAAUUUUUGAAAUUUUGUGAAAAAUCAUUAUUUUUUCAGAUUGGAAAUGUUCCUUCAUUAUGUGGAUAUCCACCAUGGUCAUUACGAAUUACUGAAUUUCUACAGUAUCCAAGACUGCCUUAUUCGAAAUGUGCACUCGAUUAUUGCAUUGAACAAUUCAGCCAAAGAGAUAUUAGAAUUGGAAAAUAG